Corvus hawaiiensis (hawaiian crow) is the source of this 2444-nucleotide messenger RNA. RefSeq names its product solute carrier family 38 member 2 (gene SLC38A2). The coding region runs from base 309 to 1931 and encodes 540 amino acids. Gene Ontology annotation, molecular function: L-glutamine transmembrane transporter activity. Gene Ontology annotation, biological process: amino acid transmembrane transport; L-glutamine transport. The record is from RefSeq and is a predicted model, not a curated record. The transcript has 15 exons. Lineage: Eukaryota; Metazoa; Chordata; Aves; Passeriformes; Corvidae.
UGGAGGGGGCCGUCAGACUGGGAGGGACGUCGGAGGGACACAGACGCGAUAUUUUCUUUCCUUUUGAUACCGCUGGCUUUUUUUACGUGAUUUUUUUCUACCUUUAUUUAUCUAGGGACUUGUUUUCGCUGGCAUUUCAUAGUUGAGGGCUUUUUCCCUUGUAAGAAGUAGCAGCGGAGACAGGAGCAUCUCGUUAUUCCGAGGCUUCGGGAGAAACCCUCGCUUUCAAGCUCUAGGCGCAGAAGGCGCGGCGAGUCCCGCCGGCAAGGACAAAAGAGCGGCCGAGCCCCGACCCCGGCCCCGCCAGCAUGAGCAGCGCCGAGAUGGGCAAGUUCAACAUCUCGCCCGACGAGGACAGCAGCAGCUACAGCUCCAACAGCAACGACUUCAGCUACCCCUACCCCACCAAGCCGGCCGCCAUGAAGAGCCACUAUGCGGAUAUUGAUCCAGAAAACCAAAAUUUCUUGCUCGAUUCCAACCUUGGAAAGAAGAAAUAUGAAACUCAGUAUCAUCCGGGUACUACUUCCUUCGGAAUGUCAGUAUUUAAUCUGAGCAAUGCUAUUGUGGGUAGUGGCAUCCUUGGUCUUUCUUUUGCCAUGGCUAACACUGGAAUUGCUCUUUUUGUGAUACUCCUACUGUUUGUCUCGAUAUUUUCUUUGUAUUCAGUGCAUCUUCUUUUGAAGACUGCCAAUGAAGGAGGAUCUUUAUUGUAUGAACAGUUGGGAAUGAAGGCUUUUGGUAUGGCUGGAAAACUUGCUGCUUCCGGAUCAAUUACAAUGCAGAACAUUGGAGCUAUGUCAAGCUACCUCUUCAUAGUGAAAUAUGAGUUACCAUUGGUCAUCAAGACAUUUAUGAACAUCGAAGAGACCACAGGAGAGUGGUAUCUCAAUGGUGACUAUUUAGUGCUGCUGGUGUCUCUCAUCCUCAUUCUUCCCCUGUCCCUACUGAAAAAUCUAGGGUAUUUGGGCUAUACCAGUGGUUUUUCCUUACUUUGCAUGGUCUUCUUUCUGAUUGUUGUAAUUUGGAAGAUGUUUCAGAUUCCUUGUCCUAUGGACAGUGUCAUCAUGAACAUGACAUUAAUUAAUGCAACAGUGGCACCUUUGGUACAUGAAAAUAUAACAACUGAUGAUAUGUGCAAGCCAAAAUAUUUCAUCUUCAAUUCACAGACUGUUUAUGCUGUCCCAAUCCUAACAUUUUCUUUUGUCUGCCAUCCUGCAAUUCUUCCUAUUUAUGAAGAACUGAAAAGCCGAAGCCGUAAAAGAAUGAUGAAUGUGUCCUAUGUAUCUUUUUUUGCCAUGUUCCUCAUGUAUUUAUUGGCUGCUCUCUUUGGAUACUUGACGUUUUAUGGAAAAGUCGAACCAGAACUGCUUCACACCUACUCUGCUUAUCUGGGUGCUGAUGUUCUCCUCCUUAUUGUGCGUCUCGCUGUACUUAUGGCUGUAACCCUCACUGUACCUGUAGUUAUCUUCCCAAUCCGCAGUUCCAUUACCCAGCUGCUGUGGGCAGGGAAGGAGUUCAGCUGGUGGCGUCACUGUUCCAUUACCAUUUCUCUUCUGGCAUUUACCAACGUGCUCGUUAUCUUUGUCCCUACUAUUCGAGACAUCUUUGGAUUCAUUGGUAAGCACUUUCUUCUCAGAUCAAGCAAUCUUCCACAUUUCAGAAAAAGCAGUUCCAGUCUAAUUAGAGUAUGUUUACCUGUUUAUGAAUAUUUAUUUCUGUGCUUUUUCUCUACAGGUGCUUCUGCAGCUGCCAUGCUGAUCUUUAUACUUCCUUCUGCCUUCUAUAUCAAAUUAGUGAAGAAGGAACCAAUGAAGUCAGUGCAAAAGAUUGGGGCUUCCUUCUUCUUUCUAAGUGGUAUACUUGUGAUGACUGGGUGUAUGACACUGAUUAUUCUAGACUGGACCCAGAAUGUUACAUCUGAUGGCCAUUAACUGCCCUGGUUUAAUCUCUGUAAUACUCUACUUCAAAUGCCAGUGUUCACUCAGAUACCUACUGAGAACGAAAAUGUGCUAUUCAGCUUCCUUUAAAAGGCAGAUUCUUUGUUGAUGGUUCUUCUGAUUGUAGAAUAUCUGAACUCUGUCUUUAAGAAACUAUUCUGCAUGAUGGAAGUGGAUAUUAACAUCAGACCACGUGAGUGUCUGGCUGAAGGAAGUGACAACUUUAUUCCAUUCCAGAGAAUGGACAGAACUCUCUGUAGACUUUUAUCAAGCCAUGUUUGGCUUUCAUCAUUGUUACUUGGAUAUUUUGUUAUUUUACUUGAAUGUGCCUAAUGGAACCAUUUGAUGUGAGAAAGAACUCUUUAAUUUACAGCACAGUGUUUAAAUAACCAAUGAGAGAGCGAGAGAAAGAGAGAAACGCUAUUAUUUUUUUGUACCAAAAAUUCUUAUAGACCUCAAAAGCACUAUUUUGACUUUGAGAAACAUUUUUCUAAAAAGAAGGAAAAA